Molecule: messenger RNA, 1369 nt
Organism: Musa acuminata subsp. malaccensis (wild Malaysian banana)
Lineage: Eukaryota; Viridiplantae; Streptophyta; Magnoliopsida; Zingiberales; Musaceae
Product: probable staphylococcal-like nuclease CAN1
Cellular component (GO): cytoplasm
Molecular function (GO): nucleic acid binding; nuclease activity
Source: RefSeq, a predicted model, not a curated record
GUGGCAUCAGAUUCGUUGACCUACUCUCCCCUCGACCACAUCCAACCCCUCUCUCGUCCUUCCCCCUCGUCGAAGGAGAGAGAGAGAGAGAGAGAGAGAGAGAAACCCCAUCGAAGCAGACACGCAAGGGAGAUAUGGGGAACAGCCUCUUCCGCUUCUUCUGCGGCAAAUCCUCCGAGUCAACGCCCAACGAUAAACACCAAUCUUUGGGGCCUCAUGGCGUCACCGGCGCCACCGUCGGCGUCUCCGCCCUGGCCCGUGAUAUCUUACACUUCGAAAUCACGUCUCAGGUUCCGGAAGCACUGAGCCAAUCUGUAGUCUCUUCCAAGAAGGCACAGGCUAAUUGGUACAGGAAACUGCUAGUUGCAUGGAGAGAAGCCAAGCCACCACCAACAACACCAGAAGAAGCAUCCAGACUCGUGAUCCGAACCUUGAAGAGGCACCAAAAGGCAGAUGUUGAGGGUCUCUUGGCUUAUUAUGGUCUUCCACUCCGGAACACUCUGCCGGAGAUCCCAGCUGCUCAAUCUUCUAAGCCGGAGGGAGCGAAGGACGAGCUACAAACACUUCCUGUGGAUGCCAAAGCUGUAGCAGAUGGCGACACCAUCACUGUGUACGUAGACACAGCUGAUCCAAGAGAGUCUGCCAAAGUCCCUAGAGGCGUGCACGAGGCAGCCAUCGAGAGGGCAAGAGCUCGCGCUGUGAAGGAUUACAAGAAGGCGGAUGCGCUUCAAAAGGUCAUUACUGAUGCAGGUUACAGGGUAAUCGCUGGGCCAAACAAUGAGGAGAUUCUUGCUCGGAAGUAUCGAAUUAGGCUAAGGGGAAUCGAUGCACCGGAGAGCUCCAUGCCCUUUGGGAAGGAGGCUAAGGAGGAACUGGUGAAACUGGUACAAGGGAAGCGUCUCAAGGUCUACGCUUUCGGAGAUGAUCGAUACGGUCGCUGCGUGGGAGACAUUUACUGCAAUGGCGUCUAUGUUCAAGAGCAGAUGCUGAAGCGGGGGCUUGCAUGGCACUACGUCGGCUACGACAAACGUCCGGAGCUUGCAAGGUGGGAGAAAGAUGCACGAGCUGCUCGCGUUGGCCUGUGGGCUUCUUCCCACCCUGAGAAGCCAUGGGAAUGGAGAAAAGCGAGACGUAAUGGAGCAUGAAGGGCAAAAACAGAAAAGGCUAUAAGAUACAGAGGACGUUUCGUUCUUCAAUCUCCUGGAAACGGGGAAGACAUUAUUUGUGCUCAGUGAAUAUUAGGUGUUGGGUCUGAGAAAUUUCUGUAUCAUUUAUGUUGGAUAUAAUUGUUUGUAAUGAUUUAGAUUAUCCCAAAUAGUUGUUAUCAUUGUUGGGAGUGAUUCUAUAAUAUCUUCAAAUUCAACUUACA